CCGAUCGUCAUCGAUUAUUAAACUAUAUAAUGGAGCACGGUCGAAAGUAUACCGUGCGGCAUCGUGUUCGCCCAAAUCAGACGCAAGGAAUACGACCGAGGACGAAGCCGUACCGGGCUUCUUCUCCUGCCCUUCCCACGAGACAAACGAGCGAAUUGAACCGUCGCCAUCGUCCUCUUCUUCUUCCCACGUUCCCUGGGCACAACCACGGCGGUCGAGGUUUCGUGCGGUUGGCGGUGCAGGCUCUUGGAUCCGGGAGUGGCGAGAUCGAUUUGAGGCGACGUCUUAGAAGACUAGAGGGCUUAAAAAAAAAAAAAAAAAAAUCUGAUUUUGCUGUCGGAUCUGGAGGAAUCGUCUCUGGAAGAAUGGAGGAGGAGCACAGUUCGUGGGUGCUGAGGUCGACGUUUGGCCACAUCACGCACCACGCCCGUACGAGAUCGGUCUCCGAACGGGAACUUCUGGCCGAGUUGUCUAAGGAACCGGGUGAUGCUCUGAGUUUUCAUUCUAAUAGGUUUCCUCCCUGUGAGCUCCCGUCAAAGAUCUCGAUCGAGCAAUUACAGACACAGAACUCCAGAAAGAGCUUGAAUUUUCGACGCGGUGAUCCAUUGGAUGGGAAGAGGCCGAGCAGCCUCAGUGCCGAUAACUCUGAUUUCUCCUUCUAUCCUGAAGGAAUUCCCGCCUUGAUAUCAGAUGGAUCGAUAUCUGCUGAAAUUACUAGUUCAAGGUUUCCACUUUACGAUUUUAAAGCAGAAGGAAGGAGCUCUAAAGUAGUUGCUGCUUCUUCUAGUAGGGUGAAGUUAGAUGCCAAACAACAUUGCGAGCAACAUUCAAAACCUAAGGAAAGGUCAAUAUCGCCUCUUCCCACCACCAAUCUUUCCGAGGCCUUUAAGGAAGCUCGUUUGGUCAAGAAGAGGUCUUCAACCCCGCCACCUUCCAAGAAGAAGAAUGAUAAAGCCCGUGGAAAUCAUGAGGUUUUUUGGAGAAAAGCUUUGGAGAAGAGUCAUCAUGCACAUUCAUCUUCCUUCAAGACUCUUGAUAAGUCUGGGGCUCGGAAGGAAUCUUCAUGGGCAGGUUGCUUUGAUCAUGGAGGAGGGAGGGUUGCUGCCUUGGAGAUGACAGAAAAGUGGAAUGUCGAUCUUUGCGAAUUAUAUUUUGGGCUUAAGUUUGCUUCCGGUGCUCAUAGCAGAUUGUACCAUGGUAUCUAUAAGGGUCAACCUGUUGCUAUUAAGAUUAUUAGGCAACCUGAUGAUGACGAUAAUGGAUUGUUGGCUGCUCGACUUGAGAAGCAGUUCACUAGGGAAGUUUCAAUGCUGUCACAUCUCUACCACCGCAAUGUGAUCAAGCUCACAGGGGCAUGUAAACAACCACAGGCCUUUUGCAUUAUCACUGAGUAUCUUCCUGGAGGCUCUUUAAGAGCUUUUAUGCACAAACUUGAGCACAAAUCUCUUGCUUUAGAAAAACUAAUUUCAAUGGCUUUAGAAAUUGCACGAGGAAUGGAGUACAUCCAUUCCCAAGGAGUUAUCCACCGUGACUUGAAACCUGAAAACAUUAUUUUUGAUCAAGAUUUCUGCAUAAAGAUUGUUGAUUUUGGAAUUGCAUGCGAGGAAGCAUAUUGUGAUGCAUUAACAGAGGAUGAUGGUACUUAUCGUUGGAUGGCACCAGAGAUGAUCAAGCAUAAACCAUAUGGGCGGAAAGUUGAUGUAUACAGCUUUGGAUUGCUCUUAUGGGAAAUGACAGCAGGGAAAAUUCCAUAUGAGGAAAUGACACCAAUCCAAGCGGCUUUUGCAGUGGUUGAUAAGAACUUGCGGCCACCCAUUCCUACUGAUUGUCCUCGACCUCUGCAAGCCCUGAUAGAGCAAUGUUGGUCAAUACUUCCAGAGAAGAGACCUGAAUUUUGGCAAAUUGUCAAGGUUCUGGAGCAGUUCGAGGCUACUCUAUCCCAAGAUGGAACUCUAAAUAAGCUUCAGAACCUAAGCUGCCAGGAUCAUAAAAAACAAUUAAUCCAUUGGAUGCAAAAGCUCAAAACUCACUCGCACUCGGAUAGCUCAGGUGCUUCCAUGCCCAAACUUAUGUAACUCAUGUUCACGUUUGUGAAUUAUGAUGUGUAUCAUCAAUAGCUUGCUGACAGAAAGCCAAGAAUGUUCUUAAUGUUUUUUUUUUUAUAUAUUGAAAAUUUUUUGUGUCGUACAAGGAGCUUGCAUGCAUCCUUGUGCAUGAUUAUAAGUAUAUAAAAACGAUGAUCAUUAGAUGUAUUGUAGUACCAGACAGCAUGAUUCUUGCAGGUUCAUUUUGAUUCCUUUCUUCUAA
This is a messenger RNA of Zingiber officinale, 2307 nucleotides long. RefSeq names its product serine/threonine/tyrosine-protein kinase HT1-like. Gene Ontology annotation, molecular function: ATP binding; protein kinase activity. The transcript has 4 exons. The record is from RefSeq and is a predicted model, not a curated record. Gene Ontology annotation, biological process: protein phosphorylation. Bases 30 to 2075 code for a protein of 681 amino acids. Lineage: Eukaryota; Viridiplantae; Streptophyta; Magnoliopsida; Zingiberales; Zingiberaceae.